This is a messenger RNA of Humulus lupulus (European hop), 2214 nucleotides long. RefSeq lists its product as uncharacterized. The transcript is spliced from 9 exons. The coding region runs from base 96 to 2045 and encodes 649 amino acids. The record is from RefSeq and is a predicted model, not a curated record. Gene Ontology annotation, molecular function: protein binding. NCBI's taxonomy places the organism in Eukaryota, Viridiplantae, Streptophyta, Magnoliopsida, Rosales, Cannabaceae.
UUUGUAGAGAAUAGAGAAAAAGUAGAUAGAACAAAGGGCUGAGAAGGAGGAGGAGGAGAAGGCAUCAUCCACCGGAGGCGGCGACGGCGGCGACGAUGACGACGGUGGCGAAGAAGAAGAAAAAGGGCCGUCCUUCUCUCAUAGAUCUACAAAAACGGUUUCUCAGAGAACAACAACAACAAAAAGAAGAAGAGCUACAUCUACAGAGACAAAAACCUAACUCUAACCCUAGCCAACGAUCUUCUCGCCGGACCUCUAACACUGACUCGCCGGAAUUUAUUGCCGGUGACGACGACGACGACGAGCGUAAGGAGAAGAAGCAUAAGCUGGUACUCGGCCUUAACUCGAAUUCCGAUUGCUACAACCAGCCGCUAAAUUCGAAUGCGGAUGAUGAGGAUGAUCUCAAUGUUGAUUCCAAGAGGCGUAGAUCUAAUCCAAUGGAUGAUGAUGUUUUGAAAGCGACAGGCAAUAGCAUACAUGGGUUGCAGGUGGAGUCCGGUCCCACGACACCUUUGCCAGACAAAAAGUUGUUGGUGUUCAUCCUUGACAGGCUUCAAAAAAAGGACACUUAUGGGGUAUUCUCUGAGCCUGUGGAUCCGGAAGAGCUUCCUGAUUAUCAUGAAAUCAUUGACAACCCAAUGGACUUUGCAACUGUGAGGCAGAAACUUGAUGCUGGACUUUAUACUUAUUUGGAACUGUUCGAGAAAGACGUCUUUCUAAUAUGUUCAAAUGCAAUGGAGUAUAAUUCAUCUGAUACAAUAUACUUUCGACAGGCAAGAUCUAUCCAAGAGCUUGCACGAAAGGACUUUGAGAAUCUGAAGCAAGAGAGCGAUGAAUCUGAACCGCAGCCAAAAAUCGUGAGGAGAGGCAGGCCACCGGGCAAAAAACAUAAAAAGUCAAUCGACAGUUAUGUUGAAAAUAUUGCUCCUGAAUUGAUUUUAGAUACAACAGCUCCUUCAGUAGGGGAGAAUACCAAUGGGUCCAGUGCUUACAAUUUAAGAAAAGGCCCACAUUUUAACAAAUUAUAUUCUGCUGAGGCUUUCCAUGGGUCUUUGAGUGGUGAGACAUGUAAUAACUUGGUGUACGACUGGGAGAACGAAUUUCCAGCUUCGGUAUUGAAAAGUGUGGCAAAGUAUGGAAAGAAACAUUUUGCAGUUGAUGAGAAUAAGCGAGAUACUUAUAGUUUUCCUUUGGCUUCUGCUAGUGGGCCAUUUACCUUGGCUGCCCCUGAAGGAGAACAAAAGCAAUUAGUUGAGGUAGAGGAUGCUUACAUAGGGCGUAGUUAUGCAAGAAGCUUAGCUCAAUUUGCGGCAGAUCUCGGGCCUGUUGCUUGGAAGAUUGCUUUAAAGAAAAUUGAAGCUAUUAUUCCUCUUGAAGUCAAGUUCAGUCCUGGAUGGAACACAGCAUCAGAUGCCGAAAGAUCUUUAUACUGUGAGAAGUGGUUGCUAAAUCGUGAGGCUGGUGACCUUACAAGUAGGCCUUCUCUACCUCAAACUAUUUCUGGCUCAAAUUCAAUUGCUGCAGAAGGGUGCUUUCCGCGAGGUGAUUUGACUAUAAACACCCAAAGUGAAUUGACUUCACUCAACUCUAACUGUGGCAGGAUGAGACCAGCGGCUACUUAUUUUCAGCUUGACCAGAAUUCGUCAAGUCAAUUUCUCAUCAACGGUUCAAAUUACGGGGCUGUCUUGUACACUCCGCAAACAGGGAUGUUAAGAACCCCCACAGAAAUGGGGAGUUUAACUCCGCUGAAAACUUCAGAAGCUUCUCAGAUUCUUGGCACGGCCUCAACUAGCGACACUGCUAUCAGUCCAACGUUUAUAACCGGUAACAAUUCAAAUGAAGCCAAUUUUAGAGCAGCUGAAUUGGGAUUUGCAGGGUAUGCAUCUUUCCAGGGGUUGUCAAGGCACCAAAAUCAGAAUUCUCAUCCUUUUUCGACCGAGCUGAAUUUCGGUUUUGGUGUGCCAAGUUCAUCUAGUUCAGUUGCGCAGGUUGGUUUACACCAACAACCAGAUUUAGCUUUGCAACUAAGGAUGGGACGCGAGUAAAUCCUUUUUAGCUUGAGCUUUUCCGAGUAGAAAAAUAGUACUUAGUUUUAUCAUUCUUUUUAUUUCAUCUUGUAGUGUAAAAAGAGGAAUUAGAAGAAGAAAUUAUCGAACAAUGAUGAUAUUUGCAAGUGUAGUAAAAAAAAAAUUGUAUUUGUACAGAUUAGAUUAA